Geodia barretti is the source of this 1404-nucleotide messenger RNA. NCBI's taxonomy places the organism in Eukaryota, Metazoa, Porifera, Demospongiae, Tetractinellida, Geodiidae. The record is from the annotation of a GenBank genome assembly.
AUGCGCGUUGGCGGCCUCUUCGCUGACGCAGAGGAUGCCCCGGUCGCGCAAACCCUGCCGUCGCCCAACCGGUACGGCUACCGGAACCACGCCCGCCUCACGGUCAACAGGCAGGGAUCCCUGGGUUUCGUCAACCGGGAGACCCGCCAGUUCGUGCGGAUCGAACACUGCAUGCUCAUGCGGCCCAGCGUCAACAAGGUCUUGGAGGAACUGCAGGACCGCUGCCGGGAGACCACUCAGCUUUCCAUCCGGGCCGGCUCGGAUGAAGAUGAAUCGCCUGAGGGGUACCUGGUCCAACCGCAGCUUUUCAAUUCUGAAGUUUCCAUAACGACCGGACAGAAACGAUACGUCGAGACCGUCGGGACAGGCCGGUUUUUUGUGUCAUCUCCUUCCUUCUUUCAAGUGAACGUGGAGCAGGCGGCGCAGGCGGCCGAGGUGGUACGAGAGGGGCUGGAGCUGGGACCUGCGGACGUCCUGCUGGAUGCAUUCACCGGUGUUGGCACCUUCGCAGUACUUCUUGCCCCGUACGUGAGCAGGGUGCUUGCCGUCGAGGAGUCGUCGGCCGCUGUGGCCGAUGCCCGGAAGAAUGCGGCAGUUGCCUACGUUUCCUGCGACGCCGAAACACUGGCCCGCGACCUCAAGAUUCUCUGCGCCGGCGGAUACGUUCUCGACCGGGUUAUUCCCAUCGACAUGUUCCCGCAGACCCAUCACGUCGAGUGCGUGGCGCUGCUGCGCUGGAACGGUCCCGCCGCGACAGACUCGCUGGUUCUGGCCUCGGCAUCUCCCCGCAGACGAGAGCUGCUGGACGCGUUGGGGCUGAAUUUCUCGGUGCUGCCCGCCGAUGUGCCGGAGGACCCCAUUCCCGGCGAAACGCCGCAACAGAUGGUGGAACGGCUGUCCCUCGACAAGGCGCUGAAAGUGGCGUCAAAGAUGGAAUCCGGAUUCGUUGUCGGCGGCGACAGCACUGUGGUGCACCUGGGAGAGUCCCUGGGUAAGCCCGCCGACGACGACGAGGCGCGAGCAAUGCUGCGCCGGCUGCGGGGCACGACGCAUCACGUGAGCACCGGCCUGACAGUUGUAAAUACCGCCACUGGAGACUCCCGAACGGCAAGCAUGACCUCGGAGAUAAGCCUGAGAAACUUUUCCGACGCAGAAAUCGAGGCCAGCAUCGCGACCGGAACCCCUCGCGACAAGGCGGGGGCCUACGCUGUCCAGGACACCGAACUGCGGCCUGCCUCGGGAUGGGAGGGCUGCUACCACAACAUCAUUGGCCUGCCCACCUGCCUGCUGUUGCAGUUGCUGGGCGAGCUGGGAUACCGGUGGCCCGACGACUGGGAACUGCCCGAAGCCGGCCGCUGCGGACCCGGCUGCCCUAGCGGGACUGAAGCGGAGGCGUCGCCAUGA